This is a messenger RNA of Gregarina niphandrodes, 1020 nucleotides long. RefSeq lists its product as hypothetical. Lineage: Eukaryota; Apicomplexa; Conoidasida; Eugregarinorida; Gregarinidae. The transcript is spliced from 5 exons. The record is from RefSeq and is a predicted model, not a curated record. Bases 1 to 1020 code for a protein of 339 amino acids.
AUGUCCGAUCUAUUGAGAUUAAGGGUGUACCUGGAUAGCUCCGUGAUUGAUCAUAUCGAUAAAACAAUAGAUCCCCGUUUGGGAGUAUGGAUAUUUGUUGUAAAAGAUUCAUACCAAACUAUAUCGGAAAUAGAAAUGCGGUCAACGAACUGCCGCCUGCCUCUGGAAGCCCCAGUAAAGGUAUUACUUGACGCGCAGGAAAUUACGAUAUGUCUGAUAAGCAGUGGUGAUGGCGACGCAGACCGGUGCGCUCAUGCGAAGAGGCGCCGUCAUCAUUCCACUCCGCCGAAGCACCAUACUCCAUUAUCAGUGCCAUUUUCGGCGUCACCUGGCGACGAGAAGUCUACGGCUGACGCAGCCAUUCAACGAAUGCGGAAGCGAUUUCGCAGAAAAGAUGUUCCGGACUGGGCACUGAGCAAGUUGCCGGAGACGGUCUUGGUAAGCGACAAGGGGAUUCCGCAGAGUGGCAUUGAAGGAGUAACAUGGAAAGUAUCUGCAUCCAAGAUCGGGUGGCAAGCAAGGUUCAAAAAUGAAAGGGCGAUGUUUUCGUUGGACCAAUAUGAACACGCCGAAGCCCUUGAGCUGGCUAGAAAAUGGUUACUGGAUCAAAAAAGUCUAGAGAGGGACAACUCAGAAAGGGCCGUCAAAGACGAAGAUAGCUGCGAGGAAUCAGAGAGCUCAUUCAGCGGAGAUGGCACCAAAGAAAGAUCACAAGUUCGCGGGGUCGCCCUCUGUAAAGGAUCUUGGAAAGCGCGUUGGCGGGACUCAAAUGGUCGACAACGCAUGAAAACCUUCGGACCCGGUCUUCAGGACAAACUGGCGGCGGAAAAAUUCAUAAAGGAAGUUCGAGCCACACUCCAAGGGAAAAAGAUGCAACCUAUUUCUGUUCCAACUACGACCGAUUUCAAUAUCCUGUCCUGUGCGUCCGAAGAUUUCUUUCCGGAGACUUCUUCCUCCUCAAAUGUCCUUUUGAAACAAGAGGAUACAAAGGAGGUCCUGGCUAGUCUGUUGAACGGGUAG